Molecule: messenger RNA, 14362 nt
Organism: Hypanus sabinus (Atlantic stingray)
Lineage: Eukaryota; Metazoa; Chordata; Chondrichthyes; Myliobatiformes; Dasyatidae
Gene: lmna
Product: lamin A
Exons: 14
Coding region: 160-2409 (749 amino acids)
Source: RefSeq, a predicted model, not a curated record
CCUCUGCCUGCGCCGACCCGCCCCCAUAGCCUACGCUAUUAAAUCAGCCGGAGCCGGGAGCAGGCGGUACCACCGCCGGGAUCCGAGCCCAGCCGAGUCGAGUCGUUGCUGUCACACGUCGACAGUUGCUGCUUGCAACACGUCCCAGCUCGUGCCACGAUGCAGACCCCAGGUCAGAAGCGGCACGGCCGCUCGAACGCCUCCACCCCACUGAGCCCCACCAAGAUCAGCCGCCUCCAGGAGAAGGAGGAACUGCAGAACCUGAACGACCGGCUGGCCGUCUACAUUGACAAGGUGCGCUCGCUGGAGCUGGAGAAUGCUGGCCUGCGGCUCCGCAUCACCGAGUCCGAGGAGACCACCAGCCGGGAGGUGAAGAACAUCAAAGCCAUGUUUGAGACUGAGCUUGCCGAUGCCCGGAAGACUCUGGACAACGUGGCCAAGGAGAAGGCUCGGCUGCAACUGGAGCUGGGCAAAAUCCGCGAGGAGCACAGUGAGCUGAAGAGCCGGAAUGCAAAGAAGGAGUCCGAUCUGGCAGCCGCCCAGGCACGUCUCAGAGACCUGGAGGCCAUCCUCAAUUCCAAGGAUGCUGCGCUCUCCACUGCACUGAGCGAGAAGAGGAACCUGGAGAAUGAGCUGCGGGAGCUGCGAGCCAAGAUCGCUAAGCUGGAGCUGUCCCUGAACGACACCAAGAAGCAACUUCAGGAUGAGAUGCUGCGACGCGUGGAAAUAGAGAACCGGGCUCAGACCCUCCAGGAGGAGCUCGACUUCCAGAGGAACCUCUACGACGAGGAAAUCCGGGAGACCAAACGGCGGCACGAGUCCCGGCUGGUGGAGAUUGACUCGGGCAGACAGCGGGAGUACGAGAGCAAGCUGGCCGAUGCCCUCGGUGACCUACGCAACCAGCACGAAGAGCAGGUCCGCCUCUACAAGGAGGAACUGGAAAAGACCUAUAACUCCAAGCUGGAGAAUGCCAAGUUCUCGGCCGAGCGGAACAGCAACUUGAUCGGAGCGGCUCACGAGGAGCUGACCUCCACCCGCCUCAGGCUGGACAACCUGACCACCCAGAUGAAACAGCUGCAGAGCCAGCUGGCAGCCAAGGAUGCGAAGAUUCAGGAGCUGGAAGCUGCCCUCCAACGUGAGCGUGACACCAGCCGUCGGAUGUUGAACGAGAAGGAUCGGGAGAUGGCCGAAAUGCAGCGCCGCAUGCAGAUCCAGCUUGACGAGUACCAGGAGCUGCUCGACGUGAAACUGGCGCUGGACAUGGAGAUCAAUGCCUACCGCAAGAUGCUGGAGGGGGAGGAGGAGAGGCUGAGGCUAUCGCCUAGCCCUCCGCCGCAGGGCUCGGUGUCACGGACCACCACCAGCCGCACCAGCCACACCUCGCAGGCCGCCCAGGCCAAAAAGCGGCGUCUGGAGGAGCUGGAGGACGAAGGGUUGAGCAGCAGCACCACCACCCAGCACGCCACGUCCCGUGGCCGCGUGCUGGUGGACUCCAUUGACCCUGAUGGCCGCUUUGUCCGUCUGAAGAACAAGACUGAUGAGGACCAGCCAAUGGCCAACUGGCAGCUGAAGAGGCAGAUUAAUGGCCGGGCCACCAUCACGUACAAGUUCCCUCCCAAGUUCAUUCUUCGUGCUGGACAGUCAGUCACGAUCUGGGCAUCGGACGCCGGGGCCUCCCACAACCCCCCUACUGACAUGGUGUGGAAGAAUCAGCGCACUUGGGGCACUGGGGAAAAUAUCAAGACCACCCUGCUCAAUGGCAGCAAUGAGGAGAUGGCGAUGCGCACGGUGACCCGCUCAGCGUUGAUCAACGACGAUGACGAGGACUUCGAUGGGGAACUGCGCCGGCGCGACGUGCACCAGGCGAGCCACGUACACGAUGCCGAGUACAACCUGCGUUCCCGUGCCGCGGUGUGCGGAUCCUGCGGGCAGCCGGCCACCCCGCCCCAUGAGACCGGCCACAGCGAGCAGAAGAGCUCGGUGAUCACCGGUCCCACCUCCCGGCAGACCGUCACCAAGUCCUACCGUACCGUCACCAGCAGUGGUGGCGGUGGAGGAGUGUCCGGGGCGGCGGAGGGCCUCGUCCCUCGAACGUACCUGAUGGGGGAGCAGCACUCAUUCGGAGGGCAGGUCCUUCAGGAUCCCUGGGCCAAAGACUCCAGGCUCCCCACCGGUGGCCCCGGAGACGAGACCGACUUCCCGGAGGCUCUCCCCACCCCCGAGGCCCCCUCCGACCCGACCCCCGGCGGUGACAGCGAUUCGGGGCGGGGGAGGUCCCAGCUCGUCCCCAGGCGCAGGCCAGUGAGAGUACGCUCGUCCCCGCGGCACAACAAGGGCGUGCCGCCCCGGCGUUUCGGGCAGAGUACGGCGUCCCGCACCAGAGGCGGAGGGACCAGGACUCGCCGAUAGACGCCCCCUCCCCGUACCCGCCCCUUGUCUCCCCCCCUCGAACCCGGCGGAGGGGUGGUGACCUCGGAGGUGGUAACCGUGGCGACCCUCGGAACUGUGCCGUCAUGUAACCGGCACACGCUGUGGAGAACCUGCGUUUUCUCAGACCAGAAAUUUUUUGAGCAUAUUUUGUAUAACAGGAAUAUUUCUUUAAAGAGAUUGUAAGCUUGGCGAAAAUAUUUUGUUGAUUUGAUGCUCUCCAUGGGCCCAGUUUCUAAAUAAGGUGCUCAGAAUCGAGAUGGGUUGGGAAUGGGUUGUAAUUCCUUUUGAUUUUCUCACGCGCGCGCGCGCACACGCACACAUACGAACACAGAGAGACACACAGACACGAACACACAGACUCACACACACACACACACACACGAACACACAGACUCACACACAGACUCUCGCACGCACACACACACACACACACACACACACACACACACGAACACACAGACUCACACACAGACUCUCGCACACACACACACACACACACGAACACACACACACACACACACGAACACACAGACUCACACACAGACUCUCACACGCACACACACACACACACACACACACACACACACGAACACACAGACUCACACACAGAUUCUCACACGCUCACACACACACACACGAACACACAGACUCACACACACACGAACACACAGACACACACACACACACACACGAACACACAGACUCACACACAGACUCUCACACAGACUCUCACAAGCACACACACACACACACACACACACGCACACGAACACACAGACAGACGCACACGCACACGAACAGACACGCACGCAAACACACAGACACACAUCCACACACACACACACAGAUAGCCUGUUGUCUGAUACUCCCUCAAAAAGGGCAAUGAAUUUAAAAUCUUGCUCUAAUCAAAUCAAUUCCAUUUUUCUGGGCUACACUGAGGCUUACAGCACCAAAAGAGGCCUUUCAUCCCACCCUGUCUCUGCUCUCCCACAAGUGCCUACCUUUCAUACUUCUGCUUCCCAGCAGCUCGACUUGGUGAUUCAAGUUCUUGUCUGAAUGUUGCAGCGUCUCACAGAAUGGAAGCAGGCCGUCAGCUCAAUUGGUCCAUGCUGACAAGCUUCCCGUCUAAGCCACUUCUAUUUGUCUGCAUUUGUCCCACAUCCCUCUAAACCUUUCCCAUCUGUAUACCUGUCCGUAUCCCUCUGAACCUUUCCUAUCCGUGUACCUGUCCGUAUCCCUGUAAACCUUUCCUAUCCAUGUACCUGUCUGUAUCCCUCUGAAUCUUUCCUAUCCGUGUACCUGUCCGUAUCCCUCUAAACCUGUCCUAUCCAUGUAACCUGUCUGUAUCCCUCUGAACCUUUCCUAUCCGUGUACCUGUCCGUAUCCCUGUAAACCUUUCCUAUCCCUGUACCUGUCCGUAUCCCUCUAAAUCUUUCCUAUCCGUGUACCUGUCCGUAUCCCUCUGAACCUUUCCUAUCCGUGUACCUGUCCGUAUCCCACUAAACCUUUCCUAUCCGUGUACCUGUCCACAUCCCUCUAAACCUUUCCCAUCCGUGUACCUGUCCAUAUCCCUCUAAACCUUUCCCACCUGUCCACAUCCCUCUAAACCUGUCCUAUCCAUGUACCUGUCUGUAUCCCUCUGAACCUUUCCUAUCCGUGUACAUGUCCGUAUCCCUCUAAACAUUUCCCAUCUGUGCACCUGUCCAUAUCCCUCUAAACCUUUCCUAUCCGUGUACCUGUCCAUAUCCCUCUAAACCUUUCCUAUCCGUGUACCUGUCCAUAUCCCUCUAAACCUUUCCUAUCCGUGUACCUGUCCGUAUCCCUCUAAACCUUUUCUAUCCGUGUACCUGUCCAUAUCCCUCCAAACCUUUCCUAUCCGUAUCCCUCUAAACCAUUCCUAUCCGUGUACCUGUCCGUAUCCCUCUAAACCUUUCCUAUCCGUGUACCUGUCCGAAUCCCUCUAAACCUUUUCUAUCCGUGUUCCUGUCCGUAUCCCUCUAAACCUUUCCUAUCCGUGUACCUGUCCGUAUCCCUCUAAACCUUUCCUAUCCCUGUACCUGUAAGUAUCCCUCUAAACCGUUCCUAUCCGUGUACCUGUCCGUAUCCCUCUAAACAUUUCCUAUCCCUGUACCUGUCCGAAUCCCUCUAAACCUUUCCUAUCCGUGUACCUGUCCGUAUCCCUCUGAACAUUUUCUAUCCGUGUACCUGUCCGUAUCCCACUAAACAUUUCCCAUCUGUGUACCUGUCCGUAUCCCUCUGAACCUUUCCUAUCCGUGUACCUGUCCGUAUCCCUCUAAACCUUUCCUAUCCGUGUACCUGUCCACAUCCCUCUAAACCUUUCCGACCUGUCCACAUCCCUCUAAACCUUUCCCAUCCGUGUACCUGUCCAUAUUCCUCUAAACCUGUCCUAUCCAUGUACCUGUCUGUAUCCCUCUGAACCUUUCCUAUCCGUGUACUUGUCUGUAUCCCUCUAAACCUUUCCUAUCCGUGUACCUGUCCAUAUCCCUCUAAACCUUUCCUAUCCGUGUACCUGUCCGUAUCCCUCUAAACAUUUCCCAUCUGUGCACCUGUCCGUAUCCCUCUAAACCUUUCCUAUCCGCGUACCUGUCCAUAUCCCUCUAAACCUUUCCUAUCCAUAUCCCUCUAAACCUUUCCUAUCCGUGUACCUGUCCGUAUCCCUCUAAAACUUUCCUAUCCGUGUACCUGUCCAUAUCCCUCUAAACCUUUCCUAUCCAUAUCUCUCUAAACCUUUCCUAUCCGUGUACCUGUCCGUAUCCCUCUAAACCUUUCCUAUCCGUGUACCUGUCCGUAUCCCUCUAAACCUUUUCUAUCCGUAUACCUGUCCAUAUCCCUCUAAACCUUUCCUACCGUAUCCCUCUAAACCUUUCCUAUCCGUGUACCUGUCCGUAUCCCUCUAAACCUGUCCUAUCCAUGUACCUGUCUGUAUCCCUCUGAACCUUUCCUAUCCAUGUACCUGUCCGUAUCCCUGUAAACCUUUCCUAUCCAUGUACCUGUCUGUAUCCCUCUGAAUCUUUCCUAUCCGUGUACCUGUCCGUAUCCCUCUAAACCUGUCCUAUCCAUGUACCUGUCUGUAUCCCUCUGAACCUUUCCUAUCCGUGUACCUCUCCGUAUCCCUCUAAACAUUUCCCAUCUGUGUACCUGUCCGUAUCCCUCUAAACAUUUCCCAUCUGUGUACCUGUCCAUAUCCCUCUAAACCUUUCCUAUCCGUGUACCUGUCCACAUCCCUCUAAACCUUUCCUAUCCGUGUACCUGUCCAUAUCCCUCUAAACCUUUCCUAUCCGUGUACCUGUCCGUAUCCCUCUAAACCUUUCCUAUCCGUGUACCUGUCCGUAUCCCUCUAAACCUGUCCUAUCCAUGUACCUGUCUGUAUCCCUCUGAACCUUUCCUAUCCGUGUACCUCUCCGUAUCCCUCUAAACAUUUCCCAUCUGUGUACCUGUCCGUAUCCCUGUAAACCUUUCCUAUCCAUGUACCUGUCUGUAUCCCUCUGAAUCUUUCCUAUCCGUGUACCUGUCCGUAUCCCUCUAAACCUGUCCUAUCCAUGUACCUGUCUGUAUCCCUCUGAACCUUUCCUAUCCGUGUACCUGUCCGUAUCCCUGUAAACCUUUCCUAUCCAUGUACCUGUCUGUAUCCCUCUGAAUCUUUCCUAUCCGUGUACCUGUCCGUAUCCCUCUAAACCUGUCCUAUCCAUGUACCUGUCUGUAUCCCUCUGAACCUUUCCUAUCCGUGUACCUCUCCGUAUCCCUCUAAACAUUUCCCAUCUGUGUACCUGUCCGUAUCCCUCUAAACAUUUCCCAUCUGUGUACCUGUCCAUAUCCCUCUAAACCUUUCCUAUCCGUGUACCUGUCCACAUCCCUCUAAACCUUUCCUAUCCGUGUACCUGUCCAUAUCCCUCUAAACCUUUCCUAUCCGUGUACCUGUCCGUAUCCCUCUAAACCUUUCCUAUCCGUGUACCUGUCCGUAUCCCUCUAAACCUUUCCUAUCCGUGUACCUGUCCCUAUCCCUCUAAACCUUUCCUAUCCGUGUACCUGUCCGUAUCCCUCUAAACCUUUUCUAUCCGUGUACCUGUCCAUAUCCCUCUAAACCUUUCCUAUCCGUAUCCCUCUAAACCUUUCCUAUCCGUGUACCUGUCCAUAUCCCUCUAAACCUUUCCUAUCCGUAUCCCUCUAAACCUUUCCUAUCCGUGUACCUGUCCGUAUCCCUCUAAACCUUUUCUAUCCGUGUUCCUGUCCGUAUCCCUCUAAACCUUUCCUAUCCGUGUACCUGUCCGUAUCCCUCUAAACCUUUCCUAUCCCUGUACCUGUCCAUAUCCCUCUAAAUCGCUCCUAUCCGUGUACCUGUCCGUAUCCCUCUAAACCUUUCCUAUCCCUGUACCUGUCCGUAUCCCUCUAAAUCUUUCCUAUCCGUGUACCUGUCCGUAUCCCUCUGAACCUUUCCUAUCCGUGUACCUGUCCGUAUCCCACUAAACCUUUCCUAUCCGUGUACCUGUCCACAUCCCUCUAAACCUUUCCCAUCCGUGUACCUGUCCAUAUCCCUCUAAACCUUUCCCACCUGUCCACAUCCCUCUAAACCUGUCCUAUCCAUGUACCUGUCUGUAUCCCUCUGAACCUUUCCUAUCCGUGUACAUGUCCGUAUCCCUCUAAACAUUUCCCAUCUGUGUACCUGUCCAUAUCCCUCUAAACCUUUCCUAUCCGUGUACCUGUCCACAUCCCUCUAAACCUUUCCUAUCCGUGUACCUGUCCAUAUCCCUCUAAACCUUUCCUAUCCGUGUACCUGUCCGUAUCCCUCUAAACCUUUCCUAUCCGUGUACCUGUCCGUAUCCCUCUAAACCUUUCCUAUCCGUGUACCUGUCCCUAUCCCUCUAAACCUUUCCUAUCCGUGUACCUGUCCGUAUCCCUCUAAACCUUUUCUAUCCGUGUACCUGUCCAUAUCCCUCUAAACCUUUCCUAUCCGUAUCCCUCUAAACCUUUCCUAUCCGUGUACCUGUCCAUAUCCCUCUAAACCUUUCCUAUCCGUAUCCCUCUAAACCUUUCCUAUCCGUGUACCUGUCCGUAUCCCUCUAAACCUUUUCUAUCCGUGUUCCUGUCCGUAUCCCUCUAAACCUUUCCUAUCCGUGUACCUGUCCGUAUCCCUCUAAACCUUUCCUAUCCCUGUACCUGUCCAUAUCCCUCUAAAUCGCUCCUAUCCGUGUACCUGUCCGUAUCCCUCUAAACCUUUCCUAUCCCUGUACCUGUCCGUAUCCCUCUAAAUCUUUCCUAUCCGUGUACCUGUCCGUAUCCCUCUGAACCUUUCCUAUCCGUGUACCUGUCCGUAUCCCACUAAACCUUUCCUAUCCCUGUACCUGUCCACAUCCCUCUAAACCUUUCCCAUCCGUGUACCUGUCCAUAUCCCUCUAAACCUUUCCCACCUGUCCACAUCCCUCUAAACCUGUCCUAUCCAUGUACCUGUCUGUAUCCCUCUGAACCUUUCCUAUCCGUGUACAUGUCCGUAUCCCUCUAAACAUUUCCCAUCUGUGCACCUGUCCAUAUCCCUCUAAACCUUUCCUAUCCGUGUACCUGUCCGUAUCCCUCUAAACCUUUCCUAUCCGUGUACCUGUCCAUAUCCCUCUAAACCUUUCCUAUCCGUGUACCUGUCCGUAUCCCUCUAAACCUUUUCUAUCCGUGUACCUGUCCAUAUCCCUCUAAACCUUUCCUAUCCGUAUCCCUCUAAACCAUUCCUAUCCGUGUACCUGUCCGUAUCCCUCUAAACCUUUCCUAUCCGUGUACCUGUCCGUAUCCCUCUAAACCUUUUCUAUCCGUGUUCCUGUCCGUAUCCCUUUAAACCUUUCCUAUCCGUGUACCUGUCCGUAUCCCUCUAAACCUUUCCUAUCCCUGUACCUGUCCGUAUCCCUCUAAACCGUUCCUAUCCGUGUACCUGUCCGUAUCCCUCUAAACAUUUCCUAUCCCUGUACCUGUCCGAAUCCCUCUAAACCUUUCCUAUCCGUGUACCUGUCCGUAUCCCUCUGAACAUUUUCUAUCCGUGUACCUGUCCGUAUCCCUCUAAACAUUUCCCAUCUGUUUACCUGUCCGUAUCCCUCUGAACCUUUCCUAUCCGUGUACCUGUCCGUAUCCCUCUAAACCUUUCCUAUCCGUGUACCUGUCCACAUCCCUCUAAACCUUUCCGACCUGUCCACAUCCCUCUAAACCUUUCCCAUCCGUGUACCUGUCCAUAUUCCUCUAAACCUGUCCUAUCCAUGUACCUGUCUGUAUCCCUCUGAACCUUUCCUAUCCGUGUACUUGUCUGUAUCCCUCUAAACCUUUCCUAUCCGUGUACCUGUCCAUAUCCCUCUAAACCUUUCCUAUCCGUGUACCUGUCCGUAUCCCUCUAAACAUUUCCCAUCUGUGCACCUGUCCGUAUCCCUCUAAACCUUUCCUAUCCGCGUACCUGUCCAUAUCCCUCUAAACCUUUCCUAUCCAUAUCCCUCUGAACCUUUCCUAUCCGUGUACCUGUCCGUAUCCCUCUAAAACUUUCCUAUCCGUGUACCUGUCCAUAUCCCUCUAAACCUUUCCUAUCCAUAUCUCUCUAAACCUUUCCUAUCCGUGUACCUGUCCGUAUCCCUCUAAACCUUUCCUAUCCGUGUACCUGUCCGUAUCCCUCUAAACCUUUUCUAUCCGUAUACCUGUCCAUAUCCCUCUAAACCUUUCCUACCGUAUCCCUCUAAACCUUUCCUAUCCGUGUACCUGUCCGUAUCCCUCUAAACCUGUCCUAGCCAUGUACCUGUCUGUAUCCCUCUGAACCUUUCCUAUCCGUGUACCUGUCCGUAUCCCUGUAAACCUUUCCUAUCCAUGUACCUGUCUGUAUCCCUCUGAAUCUUUCCUAUCCGUGUACCUGUCCGUAUCCCUCUAAACCUGUCCUAUCCAUGUACCUGUCUGUAUCCCUCUGAACCUUUCCUAUCCGUGUACCUCUCCGUAUCCCUCUAAACAUUUCCCAUCUGUGUACCUGUCCGUAUCCCUCUAAACAUUUCCCAUCUGUGUACCUGUCCAUAUCCCUCUAAACCUUUCCUAUCCGUGUACCUGUCCACAUCCCUCUACACCUUUCCUAUCCGUGUACCUGUCCAUAUCCCUCUAAACCUUUCCUAUCCGUGUACCUGUCCGUAUCCCUCUAUACCUUUCCUAUCCGUGUACCUGUCCGUAUCCCUCUAAACCUUUCCUAUCCGUGUACCUGUCCGUAUCCCUCUAAACCUUUCCUAUCCGUGUACCUGUCCAUAUCCCUCUAAACCUUUCCUAUCCGUGUACCUGUCCGUAUCCCUCUAAACCUUUUCUAUCCGUGUACCUGUCCAUAUCCCUCUAAACCUUUCCUAUCCGUAUCCCUCUAAACCUUUCCUAUCCGUGUACCUGUCCAUAUCCCUCUAAACCUUUCCUAUCCAUAUCCCUCUAAACCUUUCCUAUCCGUGUACCUGUCCGUAUCCCUCUAAACCUUUUCUAUCCGUGUUCCUGUCCGUAUCCCUCUAAACCUUUCCUAUCCGUGUACCUGUCCGUAUCCCUCUAAACCUUUCCUAUCCCUGUACCUGUCCAUAUCCCUCUAAAUUGCUCCUAUCCGUGUCCCUGUCCGUAUCCCUCUAAACCUUUCCUAUCCGUGUACCUGUCCGUAUCCCUCUAAACCUUUUCUAUCCGUGUACCUGUCCAUAUCCCUCUAAACCUUUCCUAUCCGUAUCCCUCUAAACCAUUCCUAUCCGUGUACCUGUCCGUAUCCCUCUAAACCUUUCCUAUCCGUGUACCUGUCCGUAUCCCUCUAAACCUUUUCUAUCCGUGUACCUGUCCAUAUCCCUCUAAACCUUUCCUAUCCGUAUCCCUCUAAACCAUUCCUAUCCGUGUACCUGUCCGUAUCCCUCUAAACCUUUCCUAUCCGUGUACCUGUCCGUAUCCCUCUAAACCUUUCCUAUCCGUGUACCUGUCCGUAUCCCUCUAAACCUUUCCUAUCCGUGUACCUGUCCAUAUCCCUCUAAACCUUUCCUAUCCGUGUACCUGUCCGUAUCCCUCUAAACCUUUCCUAUCCGUGUACCUGUCCAUAUCCCUCUAAACCUUUCCUAUCCGUGUACCUGUCCGUAUCCCUCUAAACCUUUCCUAUCCAUGUACCUGUCCGUAUCCCUCUAAACCUUUUCUAUCCGUGUACCUGUCCAUAUCCCUCUAAACUUUUCCUAUCCGUAUCCCUAUAAACCUUUCCUAUCCGUGUACCUGUCCAUAUCCCUCUAAACCUUUCCUAUUCGUGUAUCUGUUCGUAUCCCUCUAACCUUUCCUAUCCGUAUCCCUCUAAACCUUUUCUAUCCGUGUACCUGUCCAUAUCCCUCUAAACCUUUCCCAUCCGUGUACCUGUCCAUAUCCCUCUAAACCUUUCCUAUCCGUGUACCUGUCCGUAUCCCUCUAAACCUUUCCUAUCUGUAUACCUGUCCGUAUCCCUCUAAACCUUUCCUAUCCAUGUACCUGUCCGUAUCCCUCUAAACCUUUCCUAUCCGUGUACCUGUCCGUAUCCGUCUAAACCUUUUCUAUCCGUGUACCUGUCCAUAUCCCUCUAAACCUUUCCUAUCCGUAUCCCUCUAAACCUUUUUUAUCCGUGUACCUGUCCGUAUCCCUCUAACCUUUCCUAUCCGUAUCCCUCUAAACCUUUUCUAUCCGUGUACCUGUCCAUAUCCCUCUAAACCUUUCCCAUCCGUGUACCUGUCCAUAUCCCUCUAAACCUUUCCUAUCCGUGUACCUGUCCAUAUCCCUCUAAACCUUUCCCAUCUGUGUGCCUGUCCAUAUCCCUCUAAACAUUUCCUAUCCGUGUACCUGUCCAUAUCCCUCUAAACCUUUCCCAUCUGUGUGCCUGUCCGUAUCUGUCUAAACCUUUCCCACCUGUCCACAUCCCUCUAAACCUUUCCUAUCCAUGUACCUGUCCUUAUCACUCUAAACCUUUCCUAUCCGUGUACCUGUCCAUAUCCCUCUAAACCUUUCCUAUCCGUGUACCUCUCCGUAUCCCUCUAAACCUUUCCUAUCCGUAUACCUGUCCGUAUCCCUCUGAACCUUUCCUAUCCAUGUACCUGUCCGUAUCCCUCUGAACCUUUCCUAUCCGUGUAUCUGUUCGUAUCCCUCUGAACCUUUCCUAUCCAUGUACCUGUCCGUAUCCCUCUAAACCUUUCCUAUCCAUGUACCUGUCCGUAUCCCUCUAAACAUUUCCUAUCCGUGUACCUGUCCGUAUCCCUCUAAACCUUUCCUAUCCGUGUACCUGUCCGUAUCCCUCUGAACCUUUCCUAUCCGUGUAUCUGUUCGUAUCCCUCUGAACCUUUCCUAUCCAUGUACCUGUCCGUAUCCCUCUAAACCUUUCCUAUCCAUGUACCUGUCCGUAUCCCUCUAAACCUUUCCUAUCCGUGUACCCGUCCGUAUCCCUCUAAACCUUUCCUAUCCGUGUACCUGUCCAAGUGUCUUUUACAUGCCGUUAAUAUACCUGUCUCAGUCCCUUCCUGUGGCAACUCACUCCAUAGACUCACUCCUCAGGGUGAAGAAGUUGCCCCUCAGGUUCCUAUCAAAAUCUCCCCUCUUACAUUAAACCUGUGCCUCACGAUCUUGAUUCUCCAACCCUGGGAAAAGACUAUGUACAUUAACCCUAUCUGUCCCUCUCAUGAUUUUAUACACCUCUGUAAGGCCACCCUCAUUUCCCUACGGUCCAGUGAAAAAGAGCCCUCACUUGCUGAACCUUUCCUCGUAACUCAGUCCUUUCGAGGCUUGACAUCCUCAUGACUCUCCUCCUCACACUUUCCAGCUUCAGGGCAUCUUUCCUUUAGCAGAGUGACCGAAACCGAACACAGUAUCAAGGACAAAGCUCUCUUGGGUGCCUGCAUCUGUUUCUGCUGUUCCGCCCGGGUGCCUGUAUCAGUCGCUACCUCUCUCCUGGGUGCCUGUAUCAGCCAAUACUGGUCCCCUAUGUGUCUGUAUCUAUCAUCUCUCAGGUGCCUUAAUUAGACACUAUAGGACCUCUGGACAAUUUUACUAGUCAGUGCCUGUCCACCUGUACUAGUCUCUGCCUGUUCCCAUCCGCCUGUACUAGUCUCAGCUUGUCCCCAUCUUCCUGUCCUCAUCCACCUAUACUAGUGUCUGCCUGUCCCUGUCCACCUGUACUAGUCUCUGCCUGUCCCCUUAUACCUAUAAUUAGUCUUUGCCUGUCUCCAUCCACCUGUUAUGUCUUUUCCUGUCCGCAUCCACCUGUUACUAGUCUCUGCAUCCCCAUCCACCUGUACUACUCUGCGUCCCCGUCCACCUGUACAUCUCUACCUGACCCCAUCUGCCUGUACUUGUCUCUGUCCGCUUGUACUAGUUUCUGCCUGUCCCUAUUUUCCUGUACUAGUUUCUGCCUGUCCCAUUCACCUGUUGUUAGUUUUUGCCAGUCCCCAUUCUCCUGUACUAGUCUUUGCCUGUCCCUGUCCCCUUGUACUAGUCUCUGCCUGUCCCCAUUUGCCUGUACUAUUCUCUGUCUGUCCCCAUCUGCCUGUACUUGUCCCUGCUUGUCCCUAUCUGCCUGUACUAGUUUCUGUCUGUCCCUAUCUGCCAGUACUAGGGAUAGCCUGUUACCCCAUCUGCCUGUCCCCAUCUGCCUGUACUAAUCGUUGCCUGUCCCCAUCUCCCUGUACAUCUUUGCCUGUCCCCAUCUGCCUGUACAAGACCCAGUCACACCCCAGAGGAAAUGCUUACCUGUAUCCUUACACAUCUUCACAAAUCUCUUAUUCCCUGUACAUCUCCACAGCUUCCCUGUCUGCAUCCCCUUAGCAUCUGAGAUGUUUCAGCGAGGUUGCCCCCCCCCCCCAUCCUCCCGUUCUUCUAAACCCAUUUGUGUGGCUGGGAAUGUUGCCUCACUCCAAGUGUGUGGAAUCUGGGAUCUGGGUGGGAACAUAGGGAGAAUAAAAUAGGAUAUGUAAAGGAUCAGUGUAAAUGGUGUGGGCUAGCAUGGACUAAGUGGGCUGAACAGCCUGUUUCCAUGCUGUGUGACUGGAGGAUGACCCUGCAGGUGAGGGUGAGUAAAUUCCUUCACUUCUGCAAGAAGCUGUUCAGGGGACAAAUGCCAUCGGCUUCCCAGAGAAAGACACCAGUCCUGGACUUUCUAACCAGGGCACCCGGACAAAUUGGCAGCCGUGUAGUGCGGUCGACAGAGCCCCAGUGACUCAGGUUCGAUGCCAACAGCUGACAUUGUCUAUAUCUGAGAUCACAUGGGUCACCCUGGGUGCCCCACAUCCGAACCACGUGCAGGAGAUCAGUGGAUAAUCAGCCACUAUAAAGUGUGAGGAUGAGUGGCGGGCGGGCAGAUGGUGGGAAUGUGGGUAGAAUCGAAAGGGGGAUUUGAGAGUUGAGGAAUGAAGGUUGCUUGGUAAGAGCUGGCGGGAACUCCAGGGGGCGGAAAGGCUUCUUUCUGCCAGUGAGGGAAAGUCGCAGGGUUUACAGUGCUCCGUGUACUCCCACGCCUGCCCUGUAGAGAGAGCGGGGAGUCUUUUCGUCCUUGCCCCACAACUGGGGAGGAGAGGGAUAUCAAGGAUGCAGAGAAAGGGCUGAGUGUCUGGGAAGGAGGCAGCACAGAUGACUGGCCUGAGGAAUUGGGAAAUUUACAAUGAAGCAGCUGGUUGUUGAACAGUGGAAGCUACGACAUGUGCAGUCAGAAAGGUCGGGAAGGGAGGGAGGCGUUUGGUUUAAUCGACCCAAGGAAGGUUUCCUGCACUGUGCUCGAGCGAUCUGCAACACAGCCCUCACCAAAAGGAUGCAAUGAAACUAGGCUAGCUUGAUGCAGGAACCGCGCAAUUUUUUGCAUCCGCUUUUUCUAAAAUUGUAAAGCUAAAGCUUUGGCAGAUUAUUUUUACACAAGAAUUGAGUUUUGUGCAAAAAGUGCUUUUUAAUAAACUUUCAAAUAUAUAACUGA